Molecule: messenger RNA, 1381 nt
Organism: Trichoderma asperellum CBS 433.97
Lineage: Eukaryota; Fungi; Ascomycota; Sordariomycetes; Hypocreales; Hypocreaceae
Source: RefSeq, a predicted model, not a curated record
GCUUCCCUCACUUGUUUUGAGCACCGUUUUCAUCUCCAAAUUUUUGAACUGCUCAGCCGCAACAUGCAGAAGCAAUUUUUUGAGCUGGAUCCUCAAGGAGACGUGCUGCUAACCCUCCGACGCCCGAACGUGCUUAAAUUCUUCUGGCGCUCACCCACGUCGGACAAGCUAGCUGACCGCCCAGAAGCAGGUAAUGAUGCUCCUGGAAGCGUCGGCCCUGAGCAUAAGCCAGGGCCCGGUGAGCCUAUGCCUGGCAUGGAUGAACCCAGUGCGGGCGAGGAAUCUGAACAAGUGCAAUUUCUGCUCUCUUCACGGCACUUGAGACUCGCGUCGCCUGUCUUUGAUGCCAUGCUAUUCGGAGGCUGGAAAGAGAGCACUGAUCUCGCUGAGCGGCCUAGAAAAAUUGCCAGACUAGAAAAUCCAGAUACAUCUAAUUCAGGACUGCAGUUGUGUCAUGAGAUAUCAGCAACAGAGUGGAACACAGAGGCGCUUCUCCUCCUGAUGAACAUUAUUCAUGGCCAUCAUAGGAAGCUGCCGCGUGACGUUCACUUAGACAUAAUGACACAUUUUUCUGUCCUUGUAGACUACUACAAGUGUCACGAAAUAACUGAAGUGUUUGCCCAUCUUUGGAUAGACAGGCUCAAGCCUUCCCUGACAAGGUCAUACCAGUAUAUGCCUAUGAUCUUCGUGUCAUGGGUCUUUUCAAACGCCGCUGUAUUCGAACAGAUGACAGAGCUGGCCAUAAAGGAGAGCGAAGGUCCGCUGCAGACAAUGAGCUUGCCGCUGCCGCCAAUAGUAAUAAAUGCCCUUGAGAAAAAGAGAAUGAAUUUGUUGCAUAAUAUUCUACACAUACUGAACGAAACGCGUGAAGGCCUGGUCAAAGGCACCAAAGGCUGCAGAUUUGAUUGCUCCUCUAUGCUUCUUGGCGCGCUCAUCAUAGGAAUGGAGAAGCACAAAAUUGUCCCCCAUCAACUUCUAGAAUCGUGCUCUGACCGAAGCAUAAAGGAGAUCAAGUUGAUUCUGCUUAGUCUUGAUACGCCAAUCUGGCAUGCCCUACAAGACGGAGGCUAUCGUCCAAAACAGCAUUCUUGCACCGUAAAAAGCAUGCUUGAGCCAGCCCUUGAUAGGGAUUGGAGAAAAUCGAAGGGCCUGAAACUAGAUGAUUUCCGCGUUCAGCAGAGAGAUGAAGAAUUGCCCAAGGUGUAAACAAGAUUUGGGAGGAGGCUUGGAUAUAAAUGUUACCCGCCUACCGACUGUACUCUGUACCCUAGGUACCUAUACAAAUACAAGAGAAGCGUGACGCGCAUCCGCUCUAUGAAGCAAUGAUAGCUAUGGUUUUAUUUUUUAGUGAUAGCUCUAGGUAAAUAUAUAUAUAUUUCCG